AUCACUUGGUGAUUGGAAUCAGAGCCAUGCGGAUAAGUCUGACCUUCUGGGCGUUGCUUUGCGCACUUUUCUGGGCAACCGAGGUAAAUGGAGCCAAAAAAAGAAAAAAGGAUAAUAUACGUGCGAGUCGUAUAGAUAAGGUAGGCGGCUUAGAAAUCCUUCAAGAGAAGUGCCUAUUUAUACCCAGUUACGGAACGUGCAAGAAGUUCAUCAAGGUCUUUGGCUACGACUAUAUGUCCAACCGAUGCACCGAGUUCAUGUACAGUGGUUGCGGGGGAAAUCCCAAUCGGUUUCCAAGUGAAAUCACAUGUCGAAAUGUAUGUUUUGUGAAUACCAAGUCGGAAUUCGAGGAAGCUCCAGAUUACUAUUCCGAAUACGAUGACAAAUAAAACCAAAAACUGUAAGAAGUAUCUAAUAAGCUAAAUUUAAAACUGAAUAAAAAUGAGCUUACAUACUUUACAAUAUUUACCUUUAAAAAUAAAAACAAUAAAGAUUUUUAUAUCUUUCUUAUAAAAAGGUA
Messenger RNA from Drosophila ficusphila, 520 nucleotides. Its product is annotated as early lactation protein. Gene Ontology annotation, molecular function: serine-type endopeptidase inhibitor activity. Lineage: Eukaryota; Metazoa; Arthropoda; Insecta; Diptera; Drosophilidae. The record is from RefSeq and is a predicted model, not a curated record. The transcript is spliced from 2 exons. Bases 27 to 389 code for a protein of 120 amino acids.